CGAGAGCGAUGCAGAACCACCAGAGGAAUCUGAUGGACGGUCAGGAUGCUCAGAAAACCGAAAGCACCGCUGUCUGACUCAUUCUCAUACGUUGUCUUGAGAUCAGUUGUGAGCGGUCGUUUCUGCGAGUUCCUGGAGGUCUGCACUCACGCCAUCCUUUGCACGCGCAACGUCUACCCCAAAGGCACCCAUACAUAACACACACUGUCACUGGAGCCUAGCCUGUGGUUGCUGGCUGGCCUGAAUGCAGAGCUGUUCUCGAGGGAGCGGCGGCUGGGCGAUCUGCGGUGGUGAGCAAAUGGGUCGUAAAGAACAGAGGGCAGGCAGACAGACUGGUGCGAUGGAUGGAUGGAUGGAUGGAUGGAUGGACGGUUGGCGUGUGUUUGUGUGUGCUGCAGGUGGUGCAGGUCGCCUCGUGUAUGUGAGUACACUGACAGGGUGUUCAGCAGCCUCAGGGAUGUGAUGAAGCAGCGGCUCCUCAGCAAAGUCAUCAUCGCCAUACGCAGACUCGGAAAGGAAGAACGAUUCGUAUUCAAAGUCAGCCACACGCCAACCACCUCCCUCACACGCACCCCCCCCCCCGACACACCAACCCACACACACACCCCUCUGUCCCCUGUCCCUCUCCCAGUUCGAUGCCAGCUGGCGUGAGUACCACCCCGACAGCACGCACAUCAAGGACAUCCUCCGCAGCCUGGAGGAGAACUUUCACUGCGCCCUCCUCGCCAUGGAGACCCAAGUCAAGGCACGAUUCCCACUCGACGCUGACAACAACGGGCAGCCUGCCGCUGCUGCAGCGGCUGCGGGUGCGGGUGGUGGUGGUGGUGGUGGCGGUGGUGGUGGUGUGGCCCCAGCGCCUAAUGUGAGUUGGGAGGUGCGAAUCGAGACCACCGAGAAGAUCGAUGUGGCCAUGGGGGAGGAGGGGCGGAAGAGACUCCAAAAAGGUCAGUGGGUGGGCGGGGGGGGGUGUGGUUCCUCAGAUGGAUGAGACUCAGUGUGUGUGUGUGUCUGUGUGUGUGUGUGUGUUGGUUGCCUUUCAGACAUAGGAUUCACUCGUCUGGAAGAAGUCCGUCCGCACACAGAUGGAUGGACAGAUACACCAAGUCAUCGGUUCGUCCAUCUUUGUGUGUGUGUGUGUUCAGGAGCAGAGUGCCGUCGACCGUCUGCAGUGCAACUGGGUGGCCACCGAGAUGGUCCAGUCCGACCUAUGCCAGCAGGCGGCAUUGCAGGAGGCGGCAGACGACGACACCUUCUUUAUCCGCCUCAUCGACACCGACAGGCCCCUCAUGCGUGUAAGUGAUACCGGGGGGAGGGGCGAAGCGAAGAUGGAGUGCGUUUCUGACCUCUGGGAUUGAUUUGUGCUGCGUGCAGGUGUACAGAGAGGAGGUGACUGAGCAUGAUGGGGCCGCCGCGGCCAAUGGUAGUGGCGUAGUCUGAGUCAGAGGCUAUGCAAUUGCUUAGCAGACAGUCUGCACGCAGCCGUUGUACAUAGACAGACGUGUGCUCUCUUG
This is a messenger RNA of Vitrella brassicaformis, 1511 nucleotides long. The record is from the annotation of a GenBank genome assembly. Lineage: Eukaryota; Vitrellaceae.